ACUCUUUCACAAUAUAUUCUCCUUUCCUUGAGUCUCAACUCAUAAUUUCUCUCAUCUUUUCUCUCUUCUCUCUUCUCUCUUUCUAUCUCAAUAUUAUCUAUUAAUCUUGAUUCGAAUGAGGACAUUGUGCCCGAAUUUAGAUGGAUAUGAAGGUCUCGAAACGGUUCUUGAAGUGCCUAUCCCUGAAGAGACUUUCGACUCUAGUAACAAAAAUGUGUCAUGGAAAAACAUGAAGUCGUGGAUCAAGCAAAACGGCGAGAAAUCUCCCCCGUCGAGUCCUUUUGGAUGUCGCAACAUUUCUGACAUCCAGCUUCUGCUCAGUGUCGUCGGAGCUCCUUUGAUCCCUCUUCCGGUCCAUUCGAAUCACUCUAUGAGCAGGAACAUCAAAGACCAUCCUAUUGAAGGUGCGAUGGCGAAAUACAUAGUGCAGCAGUAUAUAGCAGCCUGUGGAGGCGAAAACGCAUUGAAUCGAAUUGAUAGCAUGUACGCGAUGGGGAAGGUGAAGAUGGCAACAUCAGAGUUUAUUAGUGGAGAUGGUAAAAUUAUGAAGAGUAGGAGUAUUAAAAACGGAGGUGGAGAAAUGGGAGGAUUCGUGUUGUGGCAGAAAAGGCCUGAUCUUUGGUGCUUGGAGUUGCUGGUGUCCGGCUACAAGAUCAGUGCUGGUAGUGAUGGGAAGGUGGCCUGGAGGCAGACACCGUGGCACAGCUCCCACGCCUCUCGAGGCCCCCCUCGACCUCUCCGUCGUUCUCUGCAGGGUCUUGAUCCAAAGAAUACGGCAAAUUUAUUCUCUAAUUCGAUAUGUGUUGGCGAGAAGACGGUGAACAAUGAAGACUGCUUUGUGCUGAAGCUGCAAGCAAACAAGUCAGCUCUGAGGGAAAGAAGCAGUGGCAGUGUAGAUAUCAUCCAGCACACAAUCUGGGGAUAUUUUAGCCAGAAAACAGGGCUCCUUGUGAAACUAGAGGACUCUCAUCUCCUCCGAAUCAAGUCCAAAAUCCCUGAUGAAGACAGUGUUCUUUGGGAGACAACGAUGGAGUCAUUGAUCCAAGAUUAUAGGACGAUUGAUGGUGUUAAUAUUGCACAUGCAGGCAAGACAUCCGUAUCGUUAUUCAGGUUCGGUGAAAACUCUGAAGUCAGUCAUUCGAAGACGAGGAUGGAAGAGGUGUGGACUAUUGAAGAAGUUGAUUUUAACAUCAAGGGACUGUCGAUGGAUUGUUUCUUGCCUCCAGGCGACUUAAAAAAGGAAGAUGACGGAUCAUACGGUGUUGUUGCUACAACAUUGCCGCAAUUCAAAGUCAGAUCAGAUUCAACAAAAUUUGGUUUCGCAAAGGUUAUGGCGGUUGAUGUAGAAGUUGAAUGCAAUAACUAGGAGGCGCGAAAGAAGACGAAGAUUUGUAAAAUAAAUCUUAAUUUUGAGUUUGUAAAUAUAUAUGUAGCAGUGAAGGGUACGACAAAAAUAUGUGUAAUUAGUAGAUAAGGGAAGUGAUUAUGCACUCCAAAUAUGUAUUGUUUCAUUUGUUUAGCGAUGAGCAGUGUAUUUGCACGCCAAAUCUGUGUACCAUAAGUCCAGUAUGAUAUGAGAAUCGGUACUUGGUCUGUCACAAAGCAAA
Molecule: messenger RNA, 1607 nt
Organism: Daucus carota subsp. sativus
Lineage: Eukaryota; Viridiplantae; Streptophyta; Magnoliopsida; Apiales; Apiaceae
Exons: 3
Coding region: 116-1366 (416 amino acids)
Source: RefSeq, a predicted model, not a curated record